This is a messenger RNA of Prunus armeniaca (apricot), 1305 nucleotides long. The record is from the annotation of a GenBank genome assembly. NCBI's taxonomy places the organism in Eukaryota, Viridiplantae, Streptophyta, Magnoliopsida, Rosales, Rosaceae.
AUGUCUGUUCCCCAUCAUAUUUGGGGGCAUGCUGUUUUAUCUGCUGCAUAUUUGAUUAAUCGUACUCCUAGUCGAGUUUUUGAUUUCAAGACUCCACAUGAUGUAUUUGGUGACCAUGUUUCCCCUGUCUCAGUCUCUAAGUUGCCCCUUAAAUUUUUUGGGUGUAUUGCCUAUGUUCAUGUCUACUCUCAUCAACGGAGUAAACUUGAUCCUUGUGCUAUGCGAUGUGUUUUUAUUGGUUACUCUUCUACUCAGAAAGGUUAUAAGUGCUAUCAUCCACCUACCCAAAAGGUGCAUGUUACUUUGGACGUGACUUUCCAUGAAGAAGUGUCAUAUUAUGUCUCUCAUUCCUCUCCAACUCAGGGGAAAGGGGGAGCGAAUUUGAGAGUCUUGGAUUGGAGAAUGAUGUGUUUGAAGAUACUGCUUUCAGAAAGGAAACGACUUGUCGCACUGAAGCAAGUGAUCGGUCGCCCAUAUCUGAAGAUGAAACUUGUGGUCCCGGUGAAGAAACGACUGAUCGCCCUUUGGAACUCGACCAGUCGCCCAUGUCUGGAGAUGAAACAAGUGCUCUUGGUGUCGAAACGAUCGGUCACACUGAAGCAAGCGACCAGUCGCCUGUAUCUGAAAAUAAUGACAGUGAUUCUUGUAUGGAUGAGUUCGUUGCAAUACCCCCUCUGCCCUGCCAGUGCCCCAAUUUCUCGUGAGAGUGAAUCAAGUGAGGAGGAGAUUUACAUCGAUCUUCCUCCUAAUAUUCCUGUAACCUCUAAGGAGGGUGUUGUGUGUAAGCUGCGGAAGUCUUUAUAUGGAUUGAAGCAGCCUCCAAGAGCGUGGUUUAGGAGAUUUGCAGUAUCUAUGAAGAAAUUUGGGUAUGUGCAGAGUAACUUAGACCAUACUUUGUUUCUAAAGCGUCAUAAAGGUAAAUUGACAGCUUUAAUUAUUUAUGUUGAUAAUAUGAUUGUGACUGGAGAUGAUAAGCCAGAAAUGCAAAAUCUUCAGAAGUAUCUGGCUUCCGAGUUUGAAAUGAAGUCAUUGGGGGAUUUGAAGUACUUUCUUAGGAUUGAAGUUGCCAGAUCGAAACAUGGUAUCUUUCUGUCUCAAAGAAAGUAUAUUUUGGAUUUACUUGCGGAGACUGGAAUGUUAGAUUGUAAACCAAUUGAUACCCCUGGUGAACAGAAUCAUAAGUUGGGGUUAUAUCCUGAUCAAGUCCCUAUAGAUAAAAAGCGUUAUCAACGACUUGUGGGGAAAUUGAUUUAUUUAUCUCAGACACGUCCUGAUAUUGCAUAUGCAGUGAGUGUAGUGAGUUAG